AUGAAAAGAACAAUCGAACAAGUCAUCAGCAGCAGUUCGAGUGAUGCUGCUGUGCAUCCUUCUUCGUCGUCCUCCUCAUCAUCGACUUUACGGUCUUCUUCUUCUAUCAAUCCUGGUGGAGCAGAAAAGAGAAAAAAGACUCAGCCGAUUGCUGCUUCUGCUGCUCCUCUUUCAUUGCCUUCCUUUUGUCCCAAUGAUUCCAUUCAGGAUUUAGGAAAACUUCGUUUUGCUUGUCGGCUUUUAAAAACACUCUCGGAACAAACACCCAUGCGUCGGCUUGAAACGGUCUAUUCAAUUUUAAAUUACAUUCCGAAUGAUCAAUUUACAAAUAUCAUACAAGAGAUGGAUUUAAAAUCAGUCGUAUUGAGUGAUUAUUUAAAAACAUUGCAAAGGCUUGAUGAUGCAUGGGAGGAUGAAACGAAACAUCAAGUACCAACGUUGAAAGUCGUCUCAAAAACAGAAUUCUUUAGAAAAGUGUUGCAAAACUUGAUGAAGAAUCCAGAUGAUUUUGCACAUUUGGCUCUUCAUAACAUUCGAAUGUUUAUGAAAAAAGAGAAUUCUACGCCCUUGUAUGAUACAUUGUAUAAAUUGACAAGAAGUGAUUUGGAUGAGACAACUAGACAAGCAUUGAUUCAAUUUUAUACACAAUAUCCAAGAUUGUUAUUCUUGUUGCCAUGUACCAAGAUAUUGAAUGGAGGUUAUAAUGUAGUGUCAAAGAUUAUUGAGGAAAAUGAUGCAAUGAGAAUUACAUUCAGAGAAUUGCGAGCUACUAUUCCAAGAGUGAAGGAUUAUUUGGAACAUCUCAACAAGCAACCAUCUCAGCAAUAG
This is a messenger RNA of Naegleria fowleri, 828 nucleotides long. RefSeq lists its product as uncharacterized. Lineage: Eukaryota; Heterolobosea; Eutetramitea; Acrasida; Naegleriidae. Bases 1 to 828 code for a protein of 275 amino acids. The record is from RefSeq and is a predicted model, not a curated record. The transcript has a single exon.